This is a messenger RNA of Anastrepha obliqua, 2409 nucleotides long. RefSeq lists its product as uncharacterized. The record is from RefSeq and is a predicted model, not a curated record. Bases 182 to 1444 code for a protein of 420 amino acids. The transcript is spliced from 4 exons. Lineage: Eukaryota; Metazoa; Arthropoda; Insecta; Diptera; Tephritidae.
CCAAAAGUGCGAUAGACGCUAAACACGAAUAGAAAAAGGCAGAUCUGGGUAAACGGUAACCAUAAUUCAUCCCCAAAUGUGUUGUAUGCAUUUAGGAAAAAAACGAAUUAACUUAUCUGGUUUAUUAUUUUAUCAAAUCAUUCUCCGAAAGUAGCGAAGAUACCUGGCGCUGCUUAGAGAAAUGGAUGCAUCCAAUGUGUUGAAAGAAUAUUUGGAGCUUUUUACUGCUGACUGCAGGCAAUUAAAAUUAUUACUAGCUCCGAAUGCUGUAGUGGACUGGUUUGGGCGACAAGUUCGCGGGCCAGCAAAGAUCCAUGAUUAUUUAAGAUUCGAAGUAGGUUUACAAUAUGACCAUGCGAAUUUCGAUAAAGCCGAAGUAUGUGCUCCAAUUGAACAACGUCCGUCGCAUUGGAAAACAAAAUCGGUGCCAACUGGGGACAUGGAUUUCAUUUUGCCAUUAAACAAGGUUACUAGAUUAACUUCAUUGAAACGUUAUGCAGACAGUGAUCUCGAAGAUGAUGACUUAGAGAUUCAACCCUUGCCUUCGUGCAAUCAGACACCAGAUCAUCAAGGCAACUGCACGUCGCAUUUAAAUGAAUUGACACCCCCAUCCAGUACAAUAAAACUUGAAAAUGUUCACCCAUCAGACUCCGAAAGUGAUUUAGAAGAGGGGGAGGAUGCUACAGCACCCAAGCGCUUAAAGCGUUCGCUACCAACACCAUUCAGUUAUUUGCGACGUUUGCCCACGUCAAUGAAUAAAAUCACUCAUGUUUCAAAGAGGCAAUCAACAGUGACACAACUCGACGUGCAAAUGCAGAGUAACGAUACGUCCAGCGAUGAGGAGUUGGACGCCGAUAUUCGUAAUAAAUUAGUAAAUGAAUACACGCCAUUAUAUUACAUAGAAGCGACUGGUAUGCUGCGUGCUAAACAACAACUACUUAAUUACACGGAUGAGCCACCAACACCUCAUCGCAUCAAUGACUGGGAUAGACCAGUACGUCUACGUAUAUCAUAUCGUCGGUGUUUGUCCGAUCAACAGAUACAAAUUGCUCUGGUUAUAUAUGAGCAUAUAAAUAGUAGUAACACAGAUGUUAGCCAAAGUGAGCCGGUAGCGACCACAGCUGUGGGUAUGCGUCGACGAAAUCUAAUGGCACAAUUUAAUGAAGCGGCGCUAAAUGAACAGUCACCUGCGACGCUUGAAGUUGCUGAUGAUAUUGAAGGUGUUGGUUCCACUGAAAUUGCAUUACGAUCCAACGAUGAUGAAGAGGCUAGCGCCAUAAGUGCGGUGCAAUUCCAUACUCCAACCAAAAGUGCACAUACGCCACCAGCUACACCUAAACGGAGGCCACGGGUGCCAUACGCGAUGUCGGGCAUGAGGAAUAUCAAUUCAACUCCAUCGACGUCAACAACAAAGCGUGGUGCAGCACGUACGCUUAGACUCUGAUGGAAAAAGACACGGCAUUGUGUUUUAUACCACAUAAUAACGAAUGUAGAUAAAAAUUAGCCCAAUUUUUUUUUUUUACAAAUACCUUCGUUUGCUGAAACAUCUAUUUUGGAGAUUCAAGGAAAUGAAAACUCGUAUUUUUACUAAAACCAAGUAGCUUGCAAUAUUUAUUACCUUUUAAGGGAAACAACCUUUCACCAGGCUCAUCUCAUUUAUUUAAAACAUUACUAAAUUUGAAUCGCUUUUAGUGACAUGCAGAAUUUUACGAAGGAAAAUGUAAAGGGCAUUUUGAAAUAAACUUCUGAAUAUUAUCGUAGUCUUAUUUUGAAUUGCCCUUGAAUACAUUGCCUUGUUAAGUUUCAAUUCGUUCCUCUGAUUUAAAGUGAAAUGCACAUUAAUCACUAGAAAUUCAACUAAAAAUGAUUACAAACACAAAUAUAUAUUUUUCUUUUUAGAGUGAAAUGUGUGUCAAAGCUUUUUGAAUUGAAUGUAGAAAAGAAAAAAUAACAACUCGAACCACAAACAUUAAUUAUGUGCACUGAAUAGAUCUUUUUAAACUAGUUACUACCUUUAUUGUUCAAAUUAGUUAAUGUUUUUGAUUUCAGUCAAAAGCAAGAAAUUGUUUAGCACUUUCUACAUUCUUACAAGGGUGUGCAUUAAGAGAUUGAAGAGAUUAAUGUUUUCAAACUGCAAAUGGCUUUUGAUAUUUUCCCACUCUGAAAAGAACUAUGUAUAUAUUUUCAAGAACUCAUUUCCUAUACCAAAUUUACAUCAGAGAUGCUCGAUAUUGUGCCCCUGUGGUAAUUUUAUACAUAUAUAUAUAUAUUAUAUGCAUGUAUGGGUACUUUACAUUCAUUUGUAUAUUUUCUUGGCCAUUUGCAACUUACUUAGUUUUCUCAUUUAUUUGCUAUUAAUAAUUUAAAUGUUGGCUUCUUUUGCGACAAAUUCAACAUACGUUUCACUGU